AUGUCAUUUCAAUUUCCUAGUUAUUAUAGUAGAGAACCAUUCUUUACCAUUCAACCGGUAUUGAAUACUAGAAAGAAACAAUUAGAAAUGUGGAUCGAUCUUGUAUUGUCAUAUUGUAGAUACAACAAAGUAUAUGAAAUAGAUAUCAAUGAAUAUAUUAAAAAGGAUCAUAAAUUGUUUUAUAAUGAAAAGAUUAAUAGAAGAUUAUCAAAUGAAUCAACAAAAAUUAUAUUUGAAGAGAUGAUAGAGAUUGGUAAUGGAGAAUGGUUAGAUAAAGACAAGAAUAGAGUUAUGGUUUGGUGGAGAAAGCCUGAAGAAUGGGCAACAUUGAUUUAUAAAUGGGUUCUAGACAGUGGUCAAACCAAUCAGGUUCUGACUCUAUGGGAAAUUCAAAAGGGUGACGACACCAAGAACCAAGAGUUUUACGAUCUCGAUACCAAUGUACUAAUUAAAUCUUUAAAGGUAUUGGAGAAACAAUCAAAAGCACAAGUAUUCCAAGGUACCGAUAGUAAUCUUGGUGUUAAAUUCUUUUCAAUCUAA
Messenger RNA from Cavenderia fasciculata, 540 nucleotides. RefSeq names its product vacuolar protein sorting 25 (gene vps25). The coding region runs from base 1 to 540 and encodes 179 amino acids. The record is from RefSeq and is a predicted model, not a curated record. Gene Ontology annotation, cellular component: ESCRT II complex. Gene Ontology annotation, molecular function: protein homodimerization activity; structural molecule activity. The transcript has 2 exons. Gene Ontology annotation, biological process: protein transport to vacuole involved in ubiquitin-dependent protein catabolic process via the multivesicular body sorting pathway. NCBI's taxonomy places the organism in Eukaryota, Evosea, Eumycetozoa, Acytosteliales, Cavenderiaceae.